This is a messenger RNA of Cucurbita maxima (winter squash), 968 nucleotides long. Its product is annotated as transcription factor PRE6-like. NCBI's taxonomy places the organism in Eukaryota, Viridiplantae, Streptophyta, Magnoliopsida, Cucurbitales, Cucurbitaceae. The transcript is spliced from 2 exons. The coding region runs from base 639 to 926 and encodes 95 amino acids. Gene Ontology annotation, molecular function: protein dimerization activity. The record is from RefSeq and is a predicted model, not a curated record. Gene Ontology annotation, biological process: regulation of DNA-templated transcription; regulation of growth.
GUCCUUUGGUAACAAAGUUGUGCAGACAAGCCUUAACCAACGCCCCUCUUCCCUUCUCUUCCUCAGGCCACGAAUCCAAUGGCGUGGACAAUGCAUCGCUGAUCAUCCUCAUCCUCACAAUUAGACUCUUCAUCAACCCCUUAUCUCUUUCAUUUACAUACAGUUCCAACAUUGAGCUUAAUUAUUUUCGUGUACCAUAUCAAAUCCUGUAUCCAAACUUAAUUACAUAACAUGGGUGUGUGCAGUGCUCUGAAGCUGACAUUAGGAGGCCCGCUUACUCUUAGUAGCCAUAGAACACCAUAUGUGUGCUUACAUGCGCAACCAAGUUGAAAUUUUUAGCCCCAGUUUGGAGACAGAUCGAGCAGGGACGGUAUGGCCAUGGCCGCAUGCUGCUUUCCUUCUUAUUUCAAGCUUAUAAUAAGCAGUACUAGGACUGUGGUCAAGUUGUCCUGUUCGACCCCAACAAAUAGUGGAUUACUAAUUCUAUAAACACUUCGAGUUUCUUUUCAUGGAUCCCAUAUCUCUUUGUCCAUCAAGAUCAUCCCUCUUCUUCUGACAGCUGCUGCCUUGCUAACAUCAGUAUAGAUUUAGCAUAGCAGGUAGCAGCCCACAAGCCUUCUUCUUAAGUUUAGACCAUAAUGUCGUCCAGAAGCUCGCGUUCUAGGCGCUCAUCUGUGCCUUCUAGCAACAUUUCUGAUGAACAAAUUGCUGAUUUGAUCUCCAAGUUACAGCAACUCAUCCCUGAGAUUCGCAAUGCCCGUUCCUCCUCCAGGGUAUCAGCUUCAAAGGUUCUUCAAGAGACCUGCAACUACAUAAGAAGCUUACAAAGAGAGGUGAGCGACUUAAGCGACCGAUUAUCAGAGCUGUUGCUAUCAACUGACCCUGAAAGUGCUCAGGCUGCCAUUAUUAGAAGCUUACUCAUGUAAUAAUGAAUGAUCUAUUAUCUCUAUCAUUCUUCUUCUUCUUCU